Messenger RNA from Mytilus trossulus (common blue mussel), 775 nucleotides. RefSeq names its product allograft inflammatory factor 1-like. Gene Ontology annotation, biological process: ruffle assembly; actin filament bundle assembly. The record is from RefSeq and is a predicted model, not a curated record. The transcript is spliced from 6 exons. Gene Ontology annotation, molecular function: calcium ion binding; actin filament binding. NCBI's taxonomy places the organism in Eukaryota, Metazoa, Mollusca, Bivalvia, Mytilida, Mytilidae. Gene Ontology annotation, cellular component: ruffle membrane; actin filament. The coding region runs from base 108 to 566 and encodes 152 amino acids.
UAUAUUGUGCAGGAAAUAAAAAGUAAAGUAUAUAUAUCAUCGUUACCGGAAAUAUUGGAUCGUCUGGUACAGAGGAAGAUUUAUCAUUCUACCAUUAGUUGAUAAUUAUGGCGGAGAAGCCGAAAUUAGACCCAAAGGACUAUCAAGGUGGUAGAGCAUUUGGUCAGUUGAUGGAAGACAGAGAAGCUGCAUUAGAAGCAAUAAAUAAGGAUUUUUUAGAAGAUGAUAAGUAUAAAGAGGUAGAAGAUAUAGAAGAGAAGUUACAGACGUAUAAAAAUAAAUUCCUAGAAUUUGAUUUGGACACUUCUGGUGAUAUCGAUAAAAUGGGUUUAAAACAAAUGCUAGAAAAGUUAGGACAACCAAAAACUCAUCUUGAACUGAUGAAAAUUAUCAAAGAAGUGGAUACUACAGGAUCCGGUACUAUAAGUUAUCAAGAAUUUCUAUGGAUGAUGUUAGGAGGGAAAAGUUCUAUCUUAAGAUUAAUUCUUUUCUUCGAAAACGCCGCCAAAGACGCAGACAAGCCGCAUGGGAUAGCACCUAAACGGACAUUAAGUAGCUUGCCAUGAACGUCGACAAGAUUUCUUUUUUUUGUCUAUAUUUUCUACAUGUAUGUCUUAUGCGUAUAAAACUGUACUAGAACAUUAAAAUCAACCUAGUCUUUAACUGUCAUUUUUACUGAAAUAAACGACAAUAUAUCAAUUUAUUGUUCAAUUAUAAACCGUCGAUGUAAUUUUCCAAUGAUGAUGCUUUGGUCAUAUAAAAGUUUUAAUAUUGA